Molecule: messenger RNA, 582 nt
Organism: Aphanomyces astaci
Lineage: Eukaryota; Oomycota; Saprolegniomycetes; Saprolegniales; Verrucalvaceae
Exons: 2
Coding region: 17-277 (86 amino acids)
Source: RefSeq, a predicted model, not a curated record
GAAAUAUCAAAAAGCAAUGCCAUCGCUGCUGACGCAUGACGAACCGGCGGCGGCCUCCGCCGACACCAACCUCAAGUGGCGCGUAGACGUCGUGCUUCACACCAAAGAGCAGACCAACGUCCAAGAACCCAAAGCGUUGGUGGAAUUAAGCUCUCAGGAGGCGGAAGGGAAUACCGUGAGAAUGCAGAUGUCGCGAGCUCAAGUGUCAGAAGUACUUCGCGAAUUUGAGAAGAUCCAACAACUGAUUGACGCCCGCCAAAAGGCAAAGGCUAAUUAGGUGCCCGUGAUGUCAAAACAGCGGACGACGGAGUUGUCUUUUCGUGGGUUCAUGUGUCAUUUCCAGUGUUUGGAACAUGAUACAUCAUGCAACACAUAAAGUUAACCUAUCUGCGGUUCGCCACGCCGAGAAAUCGAAGACUUACGAGGCCUACACGAUGGCCACAUUGCAGAGGAUGUACAGGUCAGCAGCACGACGCCGCCGCCCUUGGUUAGCCCAAUAAAGUUAUCUCUCUGCGCGUGGUAGAGGCAAAACACGCUGCGAGAGUUAAAGUUGAGAAGCUAAAAGUAUGAUCCUAUCACGAU